CAUGAAACCCAGAGCGCAGUUGUGCCGCGGUUCUCGCUAGGAAACGAUCAAUAGCUGUGGUGUAAGACUGGGAUCUAUUUAGGCGUCUGUCAGACGUGAUUCACGUUUUACUCUGACUUUACGUCUCAUAUUUCUAAUUUUUUUCUUGCUCUUUUUCUAUUCUUUUCCAAUGUUUGCGACUCCUGGUGCACCACGUUGAAAUCGGAGCGCACGAGACUGCUGCUCCGUUACAUAGAACGAAAUCAUCAGAGUCGCGUACAAACGCUAGAAACAUGCGGGUGUCGAACCUUACGGUGGUGAUUAUCACCCUGAUCAUUAUCGCUGAAGGCCCUUUGGGAAGGACCGAAAGCAUUUCGUACAAAACGGUCAAAUCUUGGGCUCACAAACUCGGCUUUGAGCUGUCGCAACUUGGAAAAUUCGUGACUCGAGUGCAGGAACUUCAAGAGAGCUACAGACAAGCCGAGGUGAAACCUAGGGAUGGGAAUGCACUCGUCCAAGAGAUAGCAAAAGAUAUUGGAUUCAUGAUGGAGUCGAAGAUAUCCGCAGUGAAGCGCAUUAUGGACGUGGCUGAAAGCCUUGCGGAGCACGCUGAGAAUGAGAAGGUGCCUACAGAUCUUGAGUACAUCAACGCUAAAAAUCAUACUUUAGACAUGACGUACAGCGCACAUUUUGGACGUCGAGUGAAUCUGGAGCAUUCAAAUUUUCACAUACCUACGAAUGUCUUCGACAGAGCUCGACCCGUAAUCGAGGCGAUAGCGUGGGCGCAGAAGCUGAACUCGACCUUUAUAAACAACUAUGACCUCGAUCCGUCCUUAUCGUGGCAGUACUUCGGAAGCGCGACUGGUUUUAUGACGCAGUAUCCUGCGAUCAACUGGACAAUGGAACCCGUAGAUCUUUUCGACUGUCGAACUCGUAGUUGGUACAUAGAGGCGGCUUCAAGCCCCAAGGACAUUUUGAUUCUGGUAGAUAACUCAGGGAGUAUGACGGGCAUCCGAAAAGAGAUCGCUAGACACGUUGUAAAUACCAUUUUGGACACUCUGGGCAACAAUGAUUUCGUUAAUAUCAUAACAUUUUCAAACGAGACACACGAAGUAGUACCCUGCUUCAAGGACACUCUCGUACAGGCGAACCUGGCCAAUAUUAGGGAGCUGAAAAUCGCCAUGGGAGAUGUGGAUACGGAUAGAAUAGCGAAUUUUACCGGUGCUCUAAAUCGCGCCUUCGAACUCCUUGAGACUUAUCGAGACAUCAGGGAGGGUGCAAGGUGCAAUCAAGCUAUUAUGCUCGUAACUGACGGCGUCCCAUACAACCACAAAGAGAUAUUUCAGCGGUACAACUGGCGUGACAAUCCUGAGGAUCCAGACAAGGCCGAUAUGCCUGUUAGGGUUUUCACGUAUCUGAUCGGUCGAGAAGUUGCCGAUGUUAGAGAGGUCAAAUGGAUGGCAUGCGCUAACCGAGGAUAUUACGUGCAUCUUUCUACUAUGGCAGAGGUCUGCGAGCAGGUUCUCAAUUAUGUCCCGGUGAUGGCUAGACCUUUGGUAUUGCGGCGUACGGAUCACCCUGUGAUAUGGACGCCCGUUUACGCCGACGUUACUGAUCCCAAAAUGACGGACUGGUUGUGGGACCAAAAAGAAAGAACUGAACAACGCGAGAGAUUCCAAAGGUACAGGAAGAAUCGAAAUAUAUUCAACUCCAGGGAAGACCAAGACCGGAGAUUUGUUAGAAAGCACAAAAUGACCUAUGGCCAAGACAAUGCAGGUCUCCAAGAGUACAGGCUCAUGACGUCGGUCAGCGUUCCUGUAUUCAAUCGAAGACCCAACGCGAACAUCACAGAGCAGGUACUGGUGAACGAAGCCUACUGGGUGACCAGGACUCGAGAGACGCGGAUUGCCGACCUUCUUGGUGUAGCCGGAAUCGACGUACCCAUAAAAGAAAUUGAAAGACUGAUGCUACCGCAUAUGCUCGGCGUUAACGGUUACGCUUUCAUAGUGACCAACAACGGUUACAUUCUCAUACACCCCGAUCUUCGAGCCGUCUUUGAGAAUAUCCUCAAGCCAGCAUACAACAGCGUCGAUAUGGCGGAAGUCGAGCUAAUGGAUCAAGGAAAUGGUCCCCGGGAGUUCGAAGCCGGCCUGCUCGAGUUCCGCAACGCCGUCAUAAACCAAAAUACCGGAAGCGUUGUGCUCCAUACGAAGUACCAUUAUGACGACAUGCAACGGGUGGGUAGGAUAAAGAGAAAAUAUCACUACACGAAGAUCGAUAAGACGCCAUUUACCGUGGUAGUCGCUCUUCCUGAGCUCGAUCAUGGUGGAAGCUACCGAGUCCACGCAAUCGAGGAGAUUCAUCGGUAUCAGCACGAGAAAGGUAAAGUUGUGACUGACUAUUUCACGGGUAGUAACUGGCGGGUACAUCCGGACUGGGUUUACUGUGGGUACCACUAUGAGAAUCCAGAACACAAAUUUAACACGUCAGAGCAGGAGUUACUCCACUUUUUGAAACGCACCCGCCAACCGGGGUGGAAGUGGAUGGACAACAGAGUCGGAUCCCAACCCCCGGAACUUUCUCACAAAGGAUCUCCUCCCUCCAACGAUGGCAGGGUGGACAAACUCUCUUACUACUGUGAUAGAAAUCUUCUGCUGAGUCUUGUUUUUGACGCAAAGGUAACCGAGUGGUUCGCCAACACAAGCACCACCCACGAGGAAAAAGGACCCUUAGCUAUGCUGAUGAACCUACUGCCCAGGAAAGAAUUCCAACAACGUUUCGGCUUCACCUUGGCUUUCAUGGCGACCCACAGCGGGCUUACUCGAUGGCAAGACUUUCCCCUUGAAAACGACACACAGCCAGAGGACCAUUUUGGCAAACUACACCCUAGGGCGAAAGACGAAGUCUGGUACAAACGAGCAGUUGAACAGCACUACGUGCAACCGGACAGCUUCGUUUUUUCUGUACCAAUCGACGAUGCUGGGGCUGAUAACGAGACCCUCGUCACCGCAAGCCACGCCAUAUUUAUAAGUGACGGAAAAUCGAAGGCACCGGCAGCAGUCGUUGGUUUCCAGUUCAAGCAUUCUAAACUCCAGGGUCUCUUCAGAAAUAUAACGUACAGUUGUGAGGGACUUGGUAACUGUCAGAGGAGCUGCCAAGAUGAGGGUUUAGAUUGCUACCUUGUAGACAACAACGGGUAUGUCAUUGCAGCAGAAAUCGCAGCCGAUGCUGGACGAUUUUUCGGUGAGAUUAGCAGUCUGGUGAUGAGAAGUCUUGUCAAAGAAGGAAUCUUCGAUGAAAUCACUAUCUACGAUUAUCAGGCAGUCUGCUUCAAGAAUGAAGGCGCCGCAAAUCAUGGUAGCAUAUUGAUGACGCCUCUCAAGACCUUAGAAAGAGCUGCAAGUUGGGUUCUUGGCCAAAUGGCUUGGGCCUGGGCGAAAAGUGGAAUAAUGUCUUCGGCCGACUACGCUCACGCCUAUUCUUACCCGGGUGAUGAAGAGGAAGAACAAGAAGAGGAGGAAGAAGGGGAGAUCGUUGAAGACGAGGAGGACAUAGAAGACGCGGUUUUACCGCGAGAAAUGGGCCUUCAAGACGAUCAAGAAGACUCAGAUCAACAUGCCGCAGAUCCAAAAGAUGAGAAAAACUUUGAUCAGAAAGUCCUAAUCAACCGAACAAGACCCACGACUUGCGAUCAGGAGAUGAAGCUGUAUCUCCUACAAAACGUCUCAGCAUCAAAAUACGACGUGGAUUUUAUAUCCGUGGACGAUGUUACGCGUGAUUGCGAGCGUCCUUACGUUGUACAGCCAGUAGAUUCGAGCAACAUGAUUCUACUCGUGAUAAAUACGAUGUGUCCAAAGAUUUUCGAGUCGCCUUUGACGGUUAUGCCCAAAGAGAUUGAUUACAAGGAACACUUAGCGUGUAAAAAGGUCGCCAAUCCUCUCACGAGGCGAAGACCAGCGUCUUGCAUCAGAAAUCACACAAAGGAGAGAGAAAUCAAGGAUCUGUGCGGAAGAAGUCCUCCGGGGCUCAAAAUAUCUUUUGCGGCAAUUAUUUUUCCGAUUUUAUUUACGGUGGUGACACCGGCAUGCUUUUUCUCAUCAUCAGCGACGAUUUUGCGGGGCUAAGGUAUUAUCAAUGUGAAUGAAAAUCUAUUCGCUGAUAUUAAUUGGAAGACAAACUAGCUUGGGAAUUUGCGGGGAUUCGCACCGCUAGGGAUUAAUCAAACAUCAGUUCAUUACGGACAUAGAAGCCAAUUCAAGCUAUACAUAAUUACUCAACGCGGUGCUCUUUGUGUAUCAUAUUAUUAUAUACGGUCGAAAUUUCGUAAUAUUUUAUUAAAUUCGUGGCUAUGCAGAAAAAUAGGCCAGCGAUUAUGCGCGUAUGAUGCAGUAUAGAUGCAGUCGGUUGAAUCAUACGAAGCCAUCAUAAUAGUUAUACUUCUAAGUAAUUAAAAAUGGGUAUACUUACCUAGUUCCUAGAUGUUUUUUCUAGUCAAUAAACACGUAACCGUUCACAAGGUGGUGUAAGGGCCAGAUUAUCAUUCGCAGGUAAUCAAAAAACGUGUUACUUAUAACUUAGGUAUAUCUACCCGUUAAUUAAAAAAAUAAACGAGAAUAUAAAACGAUCCGUACUUUUUAGCUUCGAACUCAGUAAUUAUCUAAUAAUUGAUCAACUAAUAUCAGGGUUGGAUUAUACCAAUUCAUGAUGAUCACUUGUCCGUUUUUUGAAUAAGCAUGUGUACAUACAUAGCAAAUUUUAGUUAUAUAUGUUAAAUUUAUGAUCAUUACGUCAAAUGAUAAUAUCAUAUAAUAUGCAUAAAGAUAUGUUUAAUAUAUAAUAUGUAUAUGUAUGUGUGCCUUUCUGACACGUGUGGUUAGGCCAAAAAAUCUUGUUGUAUGUUUUUAAAAUAAAUCGAGAUAAUUUGUUCGCAGAAUAA
Messenger RNA from Athalia rosae (coleseed sawfly), 4915 nucleotides. RefSeq names its product voltage-dependent calcium channel subunit alpha-2/delta-3 (gene stj). Gene Ontology annotation, molecular function: voltage-gated calcium channel activity. The record is from RefSeq and is a predicted model, not a curated record. The transcript is spliced from 18 exons. NCBI's taxonomy places the organism in Eukaryota, Metazoa, Arthropoda, Insecta, Hymenoptera, Athaliidae. Gene Ontology annotation, cellular component: voltage-gated calcium channel complex. Bases 273 to 4103 code for a protein of 1276 amino acids.